AUGAACUUUUUAGAUUUUAUUUAAUAACAAAUACAAGAGAAGUAAGAUUAAACUUAAGAGGUUCCAUAACAAAUCAAGGAAGAAGAGCCGCUCAAUUUAAAUGAAAAUCUGGAUAUUUCAGCUAAUGGAAGUUCAUCUGAUGAAGAAUAAAUGUAUGAAGAAUAUUUCAAAGAAAAACCAUCAUUAAAAGCCACUUACGAUGAAAUAUAUGAGAAGUUAAAAUAAAAUUCUCCUCCACAAACAGAACUCGAAAAUGAGCAACUUUAAAUCAUAGCAGAAUUACAAGCAAAACUUGUAGUAUAGGAAACGGAAUUACUCAUUCUUAAGAAGUUACAUUUUGAUCUCAAAAAUAAAUAAUCUCACUAAGCCAAUAAAAUAGAGUAACUCUAAAAAGAAAAGGAUGUUAUGACAUAGAUGAAAAUCGGCUAUGAUAAAAAGUUUUAAAAAUUAGAUGAAAAAAGAAAAAUUAUUGAUUAGAAUCAAAGAAUAAUUAAAAAGUUAGCCACAUCAACUUCAAACGAUUAUCUAGAGUCAGCUAUAAAAAGAGUUAAUCAAUAAGUCAAAAUAAAUGACAAAGUAUAAGUUCUAAAAGAGCAACCUUAGAAGGAUAAUCCAUAAGUGAGGAAAUUAUCGAGCUAAAAACAAUAAAAUAGUUUUAAAAAUAAUAAAAAAUGA
Molecule: messenger RNA, 675 nt
Organism: Paramecium tetraurelia
Lineage: Eukaryota; Ciliophora; Oligohymenophorea; Peniculida; Parameciidae
Exons: 3
Source: RefSeq, a predicted model, not a curated record